Penicillium maclennaniae is the source of this 867-nucleotide messenger RNA. Its product is annotated as glycoside hydrolase family 16 protein. Gene Ontology annotation, biological process: carbohydrate metabolic process. NCBI's taxonomy places the organism in Eukaryota, Fungi, Ascomycota, Eurotiomycetes, Eurotiales, Aspergillaceae. Gene Ontology annotation, molecular function: hydrolase activity, hydrolyzing O-glycosyl compounds. The transcript has 2 exons. The coding region runs from base 1 to 867 and encodes 288 amino acids. The record is from RefSeq and is a predicted model, not a curated record.
AUGCCUUUCAGACAGGCGAUUCAGGGCAUUCUCGAUAAGGCCGACAAGGCUUGGGAGGACAUCACCCAUCAAGCCCCUCAGUCCAACCAGCCUACCCCACCGCCAAUUCCAACCUCCAGCAAACCACAAGCUUAUCCGCAACAGCACUCGCAACCCCAGAUCUCGCCAGUGUCCACCAACUUUGAUCACGAACAGGGACAACAUGGAUGGGGCAAUAACGAGUCGCAGAAUUAUGUCGACAGCCCACAAAACUCGUUCCAUUCAAUGCAAGGCGAUGCGGUGAUCGUGCGCGCUCUGAUCAACCACGGGCAUCCUGACCCUGCUCAAAAGUUCACCAGCGCCAGACUGUCGAGUCGCCAGACCCUUAACCGACCACGAGGCUGUCUGUCGGCCAGAAUUACCGCGCCGGUGGCCCGAGGUAUCUGGCCUGCCUUUUGGCUGCUGCCUAAAGACCCCUUCAAGUGGCCCGAGGAUGGUGAAGUCGACAUAAUGGAAGCAUGGAAUGGGGAUGCUAUCAACCACACUUGUCUGCAUUGGGGCCACUUCAACGGCGAGGACUGGAACAAGCAUAAGGUUCUCGAAACCCCCAUCCCCAACAUUAGCUCGCCGGCGGGAGUGAGGUACGAUUUCAUCUGGGACGAGGACGAAACGACGGGUCAGGGGCGUUUGGUCUGGUUAAUCGAUGGCAAGCCCAUCAUGAGGGCCGAGAAGCCGCCUGGCACGAGGAAGAUGAGUGAGUUCAGAAUCCUCAUCAAUAUCGCUGUCGGAGGCAAUGUCUGUCAGGGAAAUAUGCCCAGUGAUGGAUGCUACGAGACAGUAAUUCGUGAGUUGGCAAUGUGGGACGCGCCACCUGGGGGGUUGGAAUGA